GUACUGUGUACUCACAAUGACUCUGCUCUAACUCAGCAACGAGUUUCCAUAAUUUCUUGGAGCUAAUUAAUUUUACAGUGUAGAAUGAAGUUUAUUAUUUAUGUUCUUGUGCAUAUAGGCUAAAUUAGUACUGUGUUAUGCUAUUAAUCACAUAGCAUAUUGAUUUUUGUUAGUGGGUUAAUCACUCUUUCUCGCGCUCAUAUUAGUUGUUGGUGGCUACUGGUUAAUGAGUAACUAAAAAAGGCAUUUUAGUUACUCAAACUGUGAACAUUUGAACACAGAAAACUUAAGUUAACUUUUUACCAGUCCUGUCCUGAAGUUAAUCGACCCUACAUGCUCACCACGCCCACUUGUUUAGUUCACAGCUAAAACAAGGCAAGCCUGUCGCGUUUAAACCACUGUGUGUUAGGUCCAUGUGGCAUUUAAACCAAUUUGCAGCCCCAGGACAAAGAGGAAAACCACGCAGAACACUGAACUGUUUAUUAAGAGAGUAAAGAUGGACAACUGGACAGCGGCUCUGCUCACUGGUGUUGCCUGCAUUGUGGGAUACCUGGUUGUGCGAGUGAAAAAGAUCAACAGCCUCCGACAGGCAGAAGAAAAGAUCAAGAGAGCCAGAAACAGGAGAGAUGAGAGCUUGCAGCGGGCAGAGCAGGCGGUGCUCCGGUACAAACAGUCGCAUCCGACAACUGACUCUGCUUUGAUCCUGACGCUCUCCCUGUCUGAGCUGACACAGCAGCUGAACAAAGGUUUACUGAACCCCGAGGAUGUGCUUUACUCUUACAUGGAAAAGACUCUGGCUGUAAACAAAAAGCUGAACUGCUGCACUGAAAUUUUGCUGGAGAGUUUGGACCAGCUGACAACUGUUGGCUCCAACAAGGAUGGUCUCUUGUACGGAGUUCCAGUUAGCAUCAAAGAAAAUCUUGCAUUUAAGACUCAUGACUGUUCUUGUGGUGUGAUCAUAAACCUGGACCAGCCCGUUAAAAAGGACAGUGUGCUUGUUCAAGUCCUGAAGAAACAAGGAGCUAUUCCCUUUGUGAGAACCAACUUGCCUCAAGCCCUUUUAAACUAUGACUGCAGUAAUCCUAUCUACGGGCAGACUGUGAACCCUCAUAACCCCCAGAAGACCUCUGGAGGUUCAUCUGGUGGGGAGGGGGCUCUCAUCGGGGGAGGGGGCUCCCUGCUUGGUAUAGGCACUGAUAUAGGUGGCAGUAUCCGUAUUCCUGCGUCCUUCUGUGGAAUCUGUGGUUUCAAACCAACUGCAGGUCGGCUCAGUUUACAGGGGCUUCGUCCAAUUUAUCGAGGGCAAAAGUCAGUGCCGUCAUCUGCUGGACCCAUGGCAAGAGAUGUGGACAGCCUGGCUCUGUGCAUGCAGGCACUUCUUUGUGACCACAUGUUUUCUUUGGACCCCACUGUUCCACCAUUACCUUUUAACAUGGAGAUAUACAGAAGCUCCAGACCUCUAAGGAUUGGUUAUUUGGAGAGCGAUGGCUACAUGCAUCCAUCUCCAAGCAUGGCCCGAGGCGUCAGAGAGGUCAAAGCUCUGCUAGAGCAAGCAGGGCACACACUCGUCCCUUACUGUCCACUGAAGAUGGAUCAAAUUAUCCCUGAACUAUUUUUAAAGGGUGUAUUAGCAGAUGGAGCUACCACCCUGCUACAAAAACUGAAAGGGGGACCUGUGGACCCUUGUCUGGAGCCUCAGGUUUUUCCUUACGGCUUUCCCAAGUGGUUGAAGAAAACCAUUUCAUUCUUGCUCAAACCCGUGUUUCCUCGUGUUUCUGCCACCUUUGGUGCUCUUUGUGGAGUUGGAUCUGUUCCAGAUCUGUGGAAGCAACAUGCUGCUGUUGAGGACUACAUUCAUGAGACAAUAGCACAUUGGAGGAGCUGCAACAUCGACGUGCUGCUGUGUCCUAUGACUGGACCAGCCUACAACUUCUUAUACUGUGGCAAACUUUUAAAUGCUGUUAGUUACACGAUGCUCUACAAUGUCCUAAACUUUCCUGCGGGUGUAGUCACUGUUUCCACAGUGACCACAAAGGAUGAGGAGGAACUCAAACACUAUAAGGGCUGUUAUCAGGACAUGUGGGACAAACUCUUCAAAGAGGCAGUGACCGGUGGCGAGGGUCUACCUGUGGCGGUUCAGUGUGUUGCUCUGCCGUGGCAGGAUGAGCUCUGCCUGCGCUUCAUGAAGGAAGUGGAACAACUGGCCAAAGAAAGCAAGAAGUAAAGCUGCUUUCUUUCUGAGUCUCACAGGAGAGGCUGCAGACUUCAGAGGAAACAUGUUAACUUGAGUAUUUCCUGUAAUAAUGAGCUAAUCGAGUCAUAAAUGGAAUAUUCUCUGCACUACAAGCUUAAUCUAGGCACUUUCUGUUUUUUGUCUGUUUGCUAAAGGUUAAAUAAAAGUUAACUGGCAAAAUUAUGCAUUUGUUUUUUUUUUUUGUUCUUAUAUUUUAAA
This is a messenger RNA of Pelmatolapia mariae (spotted tilapia), 2452 nucleotides long. RefSeq names its product fatty-acid amide hydrolase 1-like. The transcript is spliced from 15 exons. Gene Ontology annotation, molecular function: amidase activity; fatty acid amide hydrolase activity. The coding region runs from base 497 to 2224 and encodes 575 amino acids. The record is from RefSeq and is a predicted model, not a curated record. Lineage: Eukaryota; Metazoa; Chordata; Actinopteri; Cichliformes; Cichlidae. Gene Ontology annotation, biological process: fatty acid catabolic process.